This is a messenger RNA of Osmia lignaria (orchard mason bee), 1239 nucleotides long. It is a transcript of the gene RpL5, whose product is annotated as ribosomal protein L5. Gene Ontology annotation, cellular component: ribosome; cytosolic large ribosomal subunit. The record is from RefSeq and is a predicted model, not a curated record. Lineage: Eukaryota; Metazoa; Arthropoda; Insecta; Hymenoptera; Megachilidae. Gene Ontology annotation, molecular function: structural constituent of ribosome; 5S rRNA binding. Gene Ontology annotation, biological process: ribosomal large subunit assembly; translation.
CGUUCCAUCACGACCGGAAGGCUGAAGACUUCCCUUUAGAGCGUGGAACGUUGGAGGAGGUUGUUUCGUCUAAUCGUUUUAUCAGAUUUUUCAAUAAAAUGGGUUUUGUAAAAGUUGUUAAAAACAAGCAGUAUUUCAAACGUUAUCAAGUUAAGUUCAAGAGGCGACGCGAGGGAAAGACUGAUUAUUAUGCUCGCAAACGACUAACAAUUCAGGAUAAAAAUAAAUACAAUACUCCUAAGUACAGGCUAGUAGUACGUUUGUCCAAUAAGGAUAUUACCUGUCAGGUGGCAUAUUCCAGAAUUGAAGGAGACAGGAUUGUAUGUGCAGCAUAUAGCCAUGAACUUCCAAGAUAUGGUGUUAAAGUUGGUCUUACAAAUUAUGCUUCAGCAUAUUGUACAGGUCUUCUGUUAGCUCGAAGACUGUUGAAAAAGUUGGGUCUAGAUACUUUGUAUACAGGCACAACAGAAGUAACUGGUGAUGAAUAUAAUGUUGAAGAACUAGAUAAAGGUCCUGGUGCAUUCAGAUGUUAUUUAGAUACUGGUCUUAUGCGUACAACUACUGGUGCUAGAGUUUUUGGUGCCAUGAAAGGUGCUGUGGAUGGUGGCUUAAACAUUCCUCAUAGCACCAAAAGGUUCCCUGGAUAUGAUAGUGAAUCUAAAUCUUUUAACGCCGAUGUUCACCGACAACAUAUUUUCGGACAACAUGUUGCAAAUUAUAUGAAAACAUUAGAAGAAGAGGAUGAUGAAGCUUUUAAACGACAGUUUUCACAAUACAUCAAGAAUGGUAUUACUGCCGAUAGUAUUGAAGGCAUUUAUAAAAAUGCACAUGAAGCUAUACGUACAAAUCCGGAACACGUAAAGGCCACUAGAGAAAAAGCACCUGUUAAAAAGCGAUGGAAUCGUGCGAAACUUUCCUUGUCAGAAAGGAAGAACCGCGUCGCUCAAAAGAAAGCAUCCUUCCUUAAAACUUUGGAAGAAGUGGAGGCUUGAAUUUCUUGUCACAUACCUCUGUCAAUAUAAAUAUUUGCUUACACUGUACAAGUCGUUUUCCAUCAUGGAUGUGUAGAACGUACACAGAGAACAUUUUGGUACGAAAGUAAAAAAUUUUUAACAACAAUUCUACAGUUUUUACAUUAUAUUAACAAAUGAAUGUAUAAUUGACAUAGGGUAACAAUUUAUUGAAACCGAACGUUAUAAGUUAUAAAACAUUGAAAAUAUAACGUAUGGUUGUCAUGAA